Molecule: messenger RNA, 1267 nt
Organism: Annulohypoxylon truncatum
Lineage: Eukaryota; Fungi; Ascomycota; Sordariomycetes; Xylariales; Hypoxylaceae
Product: emp24/gp25L/p24 family/GOLD-domain-containing protein
Exons: 3
Coding region: 204-860 (218 amino acids)
Biological process (GO): Golgi organization; endoplasmic reticulum to Golgi vesicle-mediated transport; intracellular protein transport
Cellular component (GO): endoplasmic reticulum; endoplasmic reticulum-Golgi intermediate compartment; COPII-coated ER to Golgi transport vesicle
Source: RefSeq, a predicted model, not a curated record
AGGUUUGUAGCGUGUCAUUGGACGGAAACUUGAACACGUAUUACUACCCGGUACGAAGUUACAUCGAAACACUAAAGUUCCUAAAGUUGUUAGCUCUGAAGCUCCUGGUUCGACAUUCUCCCCUUCGCAAGACUCAAUUCCUUGGGAGACGAACAAGAACAGAGAACUGUUCUGCCCGCAACGAAACCUCGAAUACCGACACAAUGGCUUUGCCACGAGCAUUGCUGCAGUACAUCUGCGGCUUCGUGCUCUUGAUCGCCUCAGUCAACGCUUUGAAAUUCGACCUCACGGCACGCGGUCCGAAUGACAAGAAAACAGAACGAUGCAUACGGAACUUCGUCGCGAAGGACACAUUGGUCGUUGUCACUGCCACUGUUGGCGGGAGCAAGGGAGACGGCAUGAUUGUCAAUAUGCACAUCUUAGAUAAUGUAGGCAACGAGUACGGAAAGCCAAAAGACGUGGUAGGCGAACAGCGCACCGUCUUUACUUCCCACGCCGACGCGGCCUUCGAUGUAUGCUUCGAGAACAUCAUGACGCAUUCGCGCAUGAACAACCCGAGCCGACACGUGGAACUCGACAUCGACAUCGGCGCCGACGCCAAGGACUGGUCCGCCAUCCAGGCGACGGAGAAGCUGAAGCCUGUCGAGACGGAGCUGCGCCGGAUCGAGGAGUCGAUCGCGGAUAUCGUCCGCGAGAUGGACUACCUGCGGGCGAGAGAGCAGAAGCUGCGCGACACCAACGAGAGCACGAAUACCCGCGUUAAGUGGUUCGGGAUAGGUACCACGCUGCUGCUGGUCGCGCUGUGGGGCUGGCAGAUCAUGUACCUGCGCGCUUACUUCCGAUCGAAGCACUUGAUUUAAGAGUAUCCAAUACCUACCUACCUACCUAGGCACCCAAAGCAGGUUUCUCGCAAGCUCGAGGGUUGCGAUGGUCUAGGUGGGUGAAGGGGCAAGCAAGCAACUAGUCACCUAUCAUUAGUCUUGGACAGUACUUAUGACCAUGUCUUAGUGAAGGAGUUAAGGCUCUUGCAGGGCUUCAAUGGGGAAGGGAGGCACAGGCGUGACACGAGUAUUUUUUGGAGGGUUAAAAACGGGCACGGCGGCAUGGAACACGAUACUUCAUGCUUUUGUACGCAUAAUCUGUAUAGGCGUCUUCCGACGCUGCGGAGUCUGGAGAUGAAUAUAAAAAUGAAGGACAUUCAUAAUUCUUGCAUUGCUAUGCAUUGCUAUGCUCAUAAUUCAAUUUUCACGUGAAAAUCGAACACCCC